AUGAGAACCCCGCGUUGGGCCAUCUAUAUCAAAACUCAAACCACCUUUAUCAAGCGUGAUCUUCCUGAUUACGAGCGAGAGCGUCGGAAGGACGGAUCCAUAAGUACCAGACAUUGGAUCGAAGAGCGCCUCCGUAACGAAGCUACGGCUCUACAACUAGUAGCGGAGAAGACCACUAUCCCUGUGCCCAAAGUCAUCAGGGCUGGGAAAGACGACAAUGGAUUGGCGUACAUUGAAACAGAGCUCCUUCAUGGGAUCGUUCUUGAAAUGAUCAAGAACCAAUGCCGGAUGCAAGAGGGGAAACGCCAUGUCGGAGGGGGACCCUGCGAGGAAUGCGGUAGCAUCGCGAAGGAAAAUGCUAAGCAGUUCAUUGUUAAGGAGGUGCUUCCCCAGCUAGGGAAACUACAGCAUACAACGACAGGGCUUGACGGAUUUGUCCUGCCGCCGCCUUGGACCCUUGAGUACGACGAGAGAACGCACUGGGAACCAAAAAUUGCCAACUCCGCCUCUUAUGUCUUCCGCCACGGCGACCUAGCUGCUUAUAAUAUAAUGAUAGGCCCGAAAAGUCUACAUGUGGUUGGUAUAUUCGAUUGGGAGCAUGCUGGGUACUUUCCACCGGAGUUCCAGGUCUGGUCCGUUGAUCGGCAGAGUUAUUGGGAUUAUUUUAGGGACACACAAAGAAUCAGGGUUUUCAUAACUUUUAUUGAUGUGUAA
Trematosphaeria pertusa is the source of this 714-nucleotide messenger RNA. RefSeq lists its product as uncharacterized. Lineage: Eukaryota; Fungi; Ascomycota; Dothideomycetes; Pleosporales; Trematosphaeriaceae. The coding region runs from base 1 to 714 and encodes 237 amino acids. The transcript has 2 exons. The record is from RefSeq and is a predicted model, not a curated record.